Molecule: messenger RNA, 1278 nt
Organism: Cyclospora cayetanensis
Lineage: Eukaryota; Apicomplexa; Conoidasida; Eucoccidiorida; Eimeriidae
Product: ubiquitin thioesterase OTUB1
Exons: 9
Coding region: 1-1278 (425 amino acids)
Biological process (GO): protein K48-linked deubiquitination
Cellular component (GO): nucleus
Molecular function (GO): cysteine-type deubiquitinase activity; ubiquitin binding
Source: RefSeq, a predicted model, not a curated record
AUGGCAGGCAGUGGCGGCUGUUUCUCUCCUGAUACACCCGAACCCGCAGCUGCUGUCUGGUGUGUUAAUAAUACACACUUGCGUUCUAUCGGCUGCCCGUCCCUACAGAGCACGCAAGCAGGCGGAACCCUUCCUCUUCCGCCAUCAAGAGCAGCAGUUGCCGUAGGAGUAUUAGCAGCAACAAAUCAGCAACCUGGUGGUGCUCCUGGCCGAGAACCACCCUCUCCCCCCGACUGCAAUCGAUCUGGGGAGGAGCCUCCAGAGGAGACAGAGUGGGAGACGGAUGUUUGCAACGAGCCGUUUGUGGGACCGCAGAUUCCCCUCGAAGAGCUUGCCGCUGAAUUUAUUCAGGGCAGCAACGCGCACAGGAAGAUCCUGCAUCUCGUCUCGCUGGCAAAACACCAGCAACAAGAGCAGCAGCAGCACCAGCAAGGAGUAACCAAGAUGAGGCGAAUACGGCGGGACGGGUGCUGCUUUUAUCGUGCUUUUCUUUUCGGCCUCUUUGAGAGGCUGCUACACCAUCCAGCUGAGGCUGCAGCCCUUCGGCAGCGCGUGCAGAACGUCAUUGUUCCUAGAAUACUCGAGGCAGGAUACCAACGAGAUGUGAUAGAUGAAUUCGUCGAGGAGAUGCUGGGGGCUUUGGAUGUCUUGAGCCAGCCUGGUGCUUCUCUUAAAGAGGUGGAGGAGAUCUUCAAUUCGACUGGGCCUAGCAACUACCUCGUUGUCUUUGCGAGACUUGCGGCAGGAUCAGAGAUUCGUCAGAGAAGCUCAUUGUUUCUUCCUUUUCUCUCGGGGCACGCGUCGGCUGAAGAAUUCUGUGCGAAAGAAGUGGAGCCUAUGUGGGUAUGUGCAGAACAGCCGCAGAUACUGGCGCUGGUGAUGGCCCUUGAAUCUUCCGUCGAGAUCCUCUAUGUCGACCAAAGUGCAGGAAACGAACCAGCUCGCCACAUUCUCCCCGAGUCCUCCUCUCCGGCUGUCAAGCUUCUGUACCGGCCUGGACACUAUGACCUCCUCAAGUGCGCUUCUCUAAGGCUCGGCGACCUAGCCAUUUCCAAGCCGCUGAGUAGGAACUAUCCCGUUUUCGCCCAAGUUAGCUGGCACCUCGCUUGGCAUGGCUGCCUAGAUAUGAAGAGGGAAUAUGAAGCUGGCGGAACAGUGCCCUGGACUUCAGGCUGUUCAGCGCCUGCGGUGUAUAGUCACCCCCCAACCGUCGCAUUGUUUGCAUUGAACAGUUUGGAAAAUCCGCAAAAGGACAUACAUUGUGUGACCCCUUUCUAG